AUGUUCCUGUUGAGUUUUUCCAUCUUUGCUGGCUUCCUGCUCUGCCACCCUCUGUAUUCGACUGCAACCUGCACCGAUGGGAAGCCCAGAGAGUGUCAGGAGGCCGAAUUCGCUCCUGGAUCCAACUUAGCUGGGGAAGGAUUCGACAUCACCAAGAUGGAGCGUAAAUCCGCGUUUGUGCUCGACAUGAAUCAGUGGAAACGCAAAGACAAGACCUGCACCCUGUGCGCUAACCCAUUUCUGGAGGGCAAAAAGAUGAAGCUGCCCCUGUCCGUGCUGGACUGGAGGGCCAAGCAGACCUGCAGCGCUAAAGUUUCCUCCAAGCUCUACAAAUCCAGCGAGUCUCUGGUCAGCUCCAGCACCUCCUCUGUUGAGAACAACUGGAAGACCGAAUUAGAAGUCGAAAUGAAAGGUAGAUCUGGCAGCCUGAUGCUGGCUGGGACCAAAUCAAGGGUUGCUGAAUACUCCAUGGAGAAAACAAAGAAUGACAAGUUCAGCUUUGCAAGUACCAGCGUGUCCUGUGAGUACUACAGCUACAGAGUGUCCAGCACUCCCAAGUUGAACAGAGAUUUCAACAAAGCAGUGAAAAAGCUUCCUAAAGUCUACAGCCCAGAAUACAAGUCCAGAUUUUACACGCUGAUCGAUGUUUUUGGCACCCAUUACAUCACCAAGGUGAAACUGGGAGGACAGAUCCAGUCUGUGACCAGCAUCGCGAAUUGCGAAGUGAGUCUCCAGGGUCUGAAAACAGAGGAAAUCCAAAUGUGUCUGGAGGCCGAAGCGUCUGCAAGCGCCAAAGUUAGUGUGAAAGCAGAGACAAAGCACUGCCAGACGGCUGCAGACAAACUGGACAGCAAGAAAUCCUUCUCCGACACCUUCAGCGACAGGUUCACAGAAAUAAAAGGUGGGUUCACCACAGACUCGGACCUUCUUUUUUCUUCCAACAAAAACCCAGAAGCCUACAAGGAAUGGCUCACUUCGGUCCCACAGUAUCCAGACCUCGUUUCGUAUUCCCUCUCGUCGCUCCACGAGUUGCUCCCUGAAAACACUCCGGUCAGGAAAAACCUGCGCAAAGCCAUCAGCCAUUACAUUUUGGAGAAAGGCCUGUGGAGGAAUUGCAGCGAGCGCUGUCAGGCCGGAAUACGGACCGACUCCAAGGACUCCUGCGUCUGCCAGUGCCACAACGAACCGGCGGUGAACUCUGACUGCUGCCCGACCCGGAAGGGAAUGGCCCGCGUCUUCAUAACGGUGGAAAGGGCCGAGGAUCUGUGGGGGGACCACAGCAGCGGCACGGACGGGUACGUCAAGGUGUUUGUCAAUAAAUUGGAGGUUUACCGUUCUUCCGUCAUUGUAAACAACAACAGCCCAAAGUGGGGCGCCAUCGUUGACCUAGAAACCAGGGACAUCUCUUCCGGAAACGUCGUGCGGUUUGAAAUUUGGGAUGAAGACAACAAAUGGGACGACGACCUGCUGGGAGAAUGUGAGCGACGCCUCUCUGCCGGAGUGUUUGCAGAUGUGUGCCCUCUCCAACAUGGCCGAUUCUACUUCAAAUGGGAGGUGAAGUGUAUUCCGAGUCUGACCGGAAGUUUGUGUACCGAGUAUAACAAGUCUGGCAUGACGGAAAGCCAGAGGAGCCUGUACGUGUCCCGUCACGCCCACCCGAUACCGAAAUCCGUCCUGGUGGAGAUGGGAGUGUUUGUGGAUGAAGGGAGCUCUGGUUCCACUUUCUGGAACCAGAGCCUGGCUGGGAAAACUUCGGUGUGAGCGGCUUUUAUCCACAUUAAGCCCAGCAAGUUGGCAUUAUUUCUAAUAUAGCGGACUGUUAGCAUGUUACUGAUUAAACUGCAUAGCAAUAACGUCGGGCUGGGCGAUAAAUCGACUUGAUCGAUUCAUCGAGUCUUUGGUUUUUGAAGAUUUAAUUAACAAAACAAUUAAAAAACAAAAAUCUAUUAAAAUUAGGAAUCAGAUCUGGUAUGGAAAAAAAUCUAAAUUUAUUUUUAAGUCAUAUCGCCCAGCCCUGCAGUAAUGCAACAACUUACCUUUGUGUACUUUUAGAAACCUUUGUGUAGGUUUUAGAAAUUACACGAGAAGCUCUGCUUUAUAUCUAGAUUAUGAAAUGUUACUCUGAAAGCUCAUAUUUAUGCAGAAUAAAAGCACGUUUUCUGAA
Xiphophorus hellerii (green swordtail) is the source of this 2164-nucleotide messenger RNA. RefSeq names its product perforin-1-like. The coding region runs from base 1 to 1761 and encodes 586 amino acids. The record is from RefSeq and is a predicted model, not a curated record. Gene Ontology annotation, molecular function: wide pore channel activity. Gene Ontology annotation, cellular component: membrane. NCBI's taxonomy places the organism in Eukaryota, Metazoa, Chordata, Actinopteri, Cyprinodontiformes, Poeciliidae. The transcript has 4 exons. Gene Ontology annotation, biological process: defense response to virus; immunological synapse formation; T cell mediated cytotoxicity.